AUGUUGGACUCUGUAACCCAUAGCACCUUCCUGCCCAACGCAUCCUUCUGUGACCCCCUGAUGUCUUGGACCGAUCUGUUCAGCAAUGAAGAAUACUACCCUGCCUUUGAGCAUCAGACAGCCUGUGACUCCUACUGGACAUCAGUGCAUCCUGAAUAUUGGACCAAGCGCCAUGUCUGGGAGUGGCUCCAGUUCUGCUGCGACCAGUACAAGCUGGACGCCAGCUGCAUCUCCUUCUGUCACUUCAACAUCAGCGGCCUGCAGCUGUGCAGCAUGACGCAGGAGGAGUUCAUUGAGGCAGCCGGCAUCUGUGGGGAGUACCUGUACUUCAUCCUCCAGAACAUUCGCUCGCAAGGUUAUUCCUUUUUCAACGAUGCAGAGGAGACCAAGCCCGUCAUCAAAGACUAUGCUGAUUCCAGUUGCUUGAAAACAAGUGGCAUCAAGAGUCAAGACUGUCACAGCCGAACAAGCCUCCAAAGUUCUCACCUGUGGGAAUUUGUCAGAGAUUUGCUUCUGUCUCCUGAAGAAAACUGUGGCAUCCUGGAAUGGGAAGACAGGGAGCAGGGCAUUUUCCGAGUGGUUAAGUCAGAAGCGCUGGCAAAGAUGUGGGGACAAAGGAAGAAGAACGACAGGAUGACGUAUGAGAAGCUGAGCCGAGCCCUGAGAUACUACUAUAAAACAGGAAUUUUGGAGCGGGUUGACCGGAGGUUAGUGUACAAAUUUGGAAAAAACGCACACGGGUGGCAGGAAGAGAAACUCUGAUCCACGCCGGACACCAGGCUCACUUGAAGGAUUUCUGUUGUUUGAAACAAUCAGAUAAAAUUAGACAUUUGAAAGUUUUCCUCCUCCUCCUCC
Molecule: messenger RNA, 855 nt
Organism: Apodemus sylvaticus (European woodmouse)
Lineage: Eukaryota; Metazoa; Chordata; Mammalia; Rodentia; Muridae
Gene: Elf5
Product: E74 like ETS transcription factor 5
Exons: 6
Coding region: 1-762 (253 amino acids)
Biological process (GO): cell differentiation; regulation of transcription by RNA polymerase II
Cellular component (GO): nucleus
Molecular function (GO): sequence-specific DNA binding; DNA-binding transcription factor activity, RNA polymerase II-specific
Source: RefSeq, a predicted model, not a curated record